CUAAUAAAGUUGUUGUUCUAAACACGGUUCGGAAGGACCUGGGGCGGGGACCAAUCAGAGCGUAGCUUUGCCUCCGCAGCGGCACAAGGGUGCGACGUCAACAGUGAGCGUCGCCCUCUGUUGGAAAUUGAUUUCCUAGAAACCGUUGUGCAGAAGGGAAGCGGCCUCGGGAUGUCUCUGGCAGACGAGCUUCUGGCUGAUCUCGAGGAGGCAGCAGAAGAGGAGGAGGGAGGAAGCUAUGGGGAGGAAGAAGAAGAGCCGGCCAUAGAGGACGUGCAGGAGGAAACACAGCUGGAUCUUUCCGGAGACUCGGUCAAGAGCAUCGCCAAGUUGUGGGACAGCAAGAUGUUUGCUGAAAUCAUGAUGAAGAUUGAGGAGUACAUCAGCAAGCAAGCUAAGGCCUCAGAAGUGAUGGGACCAGUGGAAGCAGCCCCCGAGUACCGGGUCAUUGUGGAUGCCAACAACCUGACUGUGGAGAUCGAGAACGAGCUGAACAUCAUCCAUAAGUUUAUCCGAGAUAAAUACUCGAAGCGGUUUCCUGAACUGGAGUCACUGGUCCCCAAUGCUCUGGAUUACAUCCGCACAGUCAAAGAGCUGGGUAACAGCCUGGACAAGUGCAAGAACAAUGAGAACCUGCAGCAGAUCCUGACCAAUGCCACCAUCAUGGUUGUCAGCGUCACCGCCUCCACCACCCAGGGGCAGCAGCUGUCAGAAGAAGAGCUGGAGCGGCUGGAAGAGGCCUGUGACAUGGCACUGGAGCUGAAUGCCUCUAAGCACCGUAUCUAUGAGUAUGUGGAGUCUCGCAUGUCCUUCAUCGCGCCCAACCUUUCCAUCAUCAUCGGGGCGUCCACAGCCGCCAAGAUCAUGGGAGUGGCCGGCGGCCUGACCAACCUCUCCAAGAUGCCUGCCUGCAACAUCAUGCUGCUGGGGGCCCAACGCAAGACACUGUCUGGUUUCUCGUCCACCUCCGUGCUGCCCCACACCGGCUACAUCUACCACAGUGACAUCGUGCAGUCCCUGCCCCCGGAUCUCCGGCGGAAAGCAGCUCGGCUGGUGGCUGCCAAGUGCACGCUGGCAGCCCGCGUAGACAGUUUCCAUGAGAGCACGGAGGGGAAGGUGGGUUAUGAACUCAAGGACGAGAUUGAGCGCAAGUUUGACAAGUGGCAAGAGCCGCCACCCGUGAAGCAGGUGAAGCCGUUGCCUGCACCCCUUGAUGGGCAGCGCAAGAAGCGAGGUGGCCGCAGGUACCGUAAGAUGAAAGAGCGGCUGGGGCUGACAGAGAUACGGAAGCAGGCCAACCGCAUGAGCUUCGGAGAGAUUGAGGAGGACGCCUACCAGGAGGAUCUGGGCUUCAGCCUGGGUCACCUGGGCAAGUCGGGCAGUGGGCGUGUGCGGCAGACACAGGUGAACGAGGCCACCAAAGCCAGGAUCUCCAAGACGCUGCAGCGGACCCUGCAGAAGCAGAGUGUGGUAUAUGGCGGGAAGUCCACCAUCCGAGACCGCUCCUCGGGGACCGCCUCCAGUGUGGCCUUCACCCCGCUCCAGGGCCUGGAGAUUGUGAACCCACAAGCAGCUGAGAAGAAGGUGGCUGAGGCCAACCAGAAGUAUUUCUCCAGCAUGGCUGAGUUCCUCAAAGUCAAGGGAGAGAAGAGCGGCAUCAUGUCUACCUGAAGGGCUGCACCCUGGGCGGCUGCCCACUGAAGGGACACAGAGGCCCUGUGAAUCCAAAGGUGUCAGGGCUGGGACGGUCCUGCAGAGAGAGCCACCCCACCAUCAGCUGGUGCUGGGACUGCCCAGGGAGGUACGAGGAAGGCCCGGACCCCAGCACCAAGCUCGCCACCCCAUUCAGCGAGUAGAGCCAGUCUUCAUGCCUUGUCUUUUUUAUUUUAAUUGGGAAAGGAGAUACUUUUAGAAAAACUGCAAUUAAAGGCACAUUGUCAGAUCUG
Messenger RNA from Pteropus alecto (black flying fox), 1946 nucleotides. RefSeq names its product pre-mRNA processing factor 31 (gene PRPF31). The transcript has 14 exons. The coding region runs from base 172 to 1671 and encodes 499 amino acids. Gene Ontology annotation, cellular component: U4 snRNP; U4/U6 x U5 tri-snRNP complex; precatalytic spliceosome. Gene Ontology annotation, biological process: spliceosomal tri-snRNP complex assembly; mRNA splicing, via spliceosome. The record is from RefSeq and is a predicted model, not a curated record. Lineage: Eukaryota; Metazoa; Chordata; Mammalia; Chiroptera; Pteropodidae.